UCACAAGGUCAUGGUGAGAGCGGGUCGGCCGUCAUCCAAGCUGGCGUAAUUAAGGUGUUCGUCGAUUUCUGAAUAAGUAAUCAUAAUUUGCCUUUAUUGAAGCCUGGCGGCAGAAUUUCAGCCUUGCCGACCUACAUUGUGGGCUGUGGGUUCAGCCGAUCCUCCAAACUCCGUUAUCACAAAUUACGGAUAUGCCAGCUUAUAGCACUCUUGCAGCACCUAGCUCUGAGGUGCGAUCUUCAUUGCGAACUAGGCUGAUGGCUUUAAACACCCGAUAUUCUAUUCCUACCGCAUGAGCCUGUCCAAGCCCUCAGUGAAGCAAUGCGACUUUUGCAACUUAGCAACACUGGCGACCUCAGCCUUACAAAGGACUUAGUAGGCAACGAUACAAUUCCUCCCUAUGCGAUACUUUCACACACAUGGGGAGCCGAGGCCGAUGAGGUUACCUUCGAAGACAUAACACAAGGCACUGGCAAGAAUAAGCCUGGCUAUGAGAAGAUCCGGUUCUGUGGAGAACAGGCUAGACAAGAUUGCUUGGACCACUUUUGGGUUGACACUUGUUGCACUAUAUAGACCCACCACCGGUGACAAUGCCCUACAAAAUGGGCGGUAUGUACCGCUGAAAAUGACGGGAGUUGUCACCCAGCUUUAGAUACUAAAUUU
Messenger RNA from Lindgomyces ingoldianus, 663 nucleotides. RefSeq lists its product as uncharacterized. The transcript has 3 exons. The record is from RefSeq and is a predicted model, not a curated record. Lineage: Eukaryota; Fungi; Ascomycota; Dothideomycetes; Pleosporales; Lindgomycetaceae. Bases 322 to 573 code for a protein of 83 amino acids.